UUCUCUGAGUUAACGAACGGGGUAGUACCGUAGUAUAAACUUCGAAGUUACACUGUUCCAUGGAACGAAUAUGAACUACUCUACUGUCUCUACUCCCUUUCUCAAACUCCUUAUUCUUCGUUCUCCCCAAUUCAAACCCCUCUCAACAGUAAUCCAAUGUUGUUUCGAGCACUAUCUAGAUCAAAACCUCCAUUUUUGAUUCCUCUAUUUCUUCAAAACUUACCCAUUAAUCAUCCUUUAGCUUCAUUCUUUAUAAACCCCAACUCUAGAACAUCAACAGAGGUAUCUUUCUCUGCAUCUGGGGUAUUUUUUUCCAAUUCUACAAAUGGGUUUUCAUUAAUUUUUGGAAGAAAUUACCAUGAUGGACGACCAAGAGGACCCCUUUGGAGGGGAAAGAAAUUGAUUGGAAAAGAAGCACUUUUUGUAAUUUUGGGUUUGAAGAGAUUUAAAGAUGAUGAAGAAAAGCUUGAUAAAUUUAUCAAACUUCAUGUUUUGAGACUGUUGAAGAUGGAUAUGAUUGCUGUUCUUGUUGAACUUCAGCGUCAAGAGGAGGUUUCUUUAGCCCUUAAGAUCUUCAGAAUAAUCCAGAAGCAAGACUGGUACAAUCCCGAUGCAUAUCUGUAUAAAGACUUGAUUAUUGCGAUGUCGAGAUGUAAAAGAAUGGAUGAUGUGAUGCAACUUUGGUCUGACAUGAAAAAAGAGGAGUUGUUUCCCGAUUCCCAAACAUAUAGUGAAGUCAUCCGAGGUUUCUUAAGGGACGGUUCUCCUGCAGAUGCGAUGAAUAUCUAUGAAGACAUGUUGAAGUCUCCAGAUCUUCCUGAGGAACUUCCGUUUAGGAUCUUAUUGAAGGGUCUUCUUCCUCACCCCCUUCUAAGAAACAAAGUUAAGAAGGACUUCGAGGAACUCUUUCCCGAGCGUUCUGUAUAUGAUCCGCCGCAGGAGAUAUUUGGCAUGCGCUGAGGCUUAUAGAUUGCAUCCUUACAUUUCUGUAAGAUCGCGAGCCCUUUCGUUUGAUCACCUGCAUUAGAGAGCUUUAUAUCGUUAGUAUUUUGAAUGCAAAAUGUGUGAUCUUUGUUCUGAUUGGUGAAACAUACUAAUGGAAUGUACUCGAUACUAUGUUUUUUCGAUGAACGAAUGUAAACAUAAAAAUUGGUGGAAGGGUAUCAUGUCAUGUCAUGUUUGUUAUUGUAUACAGAAAAAGGGUUCGAUGCGUUGUCUGAAAAAAGCUUCCCCUUCAUGGUGAUGAGUUUCUACGAUCUUGGGUUGCUGAUCAAUGGAGGAAAGCGUAGUUGGGCAGGACGAUAUUCGAGCAGAAGCAACAUCGACUGUUCAUUUUAAAACUAAAUGACUUGUGUUUUUGUGUUGAAACAGUUCUAAUGUUGUUUCUGAAUUACUUUAUAUUAUGAGUUUCUACGAUCUUGGGUUGCUGAUCAAUGGAGGAAAGCGUAGUUGGGCAGGAUGAUAUUCAAGCAGAAGCAACAUCGACUGUUCAUUUUAAAACUAAAUGACUUGUGUUUUUGUGUUGCAACAGUUCUAAUAUUGUUUCUGAAUUACUUUAUAUUAAACUAAUUUAGGUUUUUAUGAGAAGUGAAUAACUAUAAAUAAA
Messenger RNA from Amaranthus tricolor (Joseph's coat), 1606 nucleotides. RefSeq names its product protein THYLAKOID ASSEMBLY 8-like, chloroplastic. The transcript is spliced from 2 exons. The coding region runs from base 157 to 960 and encodes 267 amino acids. The record is from RefSeq and is a predicted model, not a curated record. Gene Ontology annotation, molecular function: protein binding. NCBI's taxonomy places the organism in Eukaryota, Viridiplantae, Streptophyta, Magnoliopsida, Caryophyllales, Amaranthaceae.